Molecule: messenger RNA, 556 nt
Organism: Erythranthe guttata (spotted monkey flower)
Lineage: Eukaryota; Viridiplantae; Streptophyta; Magnoliopsida; Lamiales; Phrymaceae
Product: histone H4
Cellular component (GO): nucleosome
Molecular function (GO): structural constituent of chromatin; DNA binding; protein heterodimerization activity
Source: RefSeq, a predicted model, not a curated record
CAUCGUCGACUCUGCCACCAACAAUACAUCAGCAACAAAAACCAAAUCAAAAAUAAAAUAAAUUUUUCGAAAAAUGUCAGGAAGAGGAAAGGGCGGAAAGGGGCUGGGAAAGGGCGGGGCAAAGCGCCACCGCAAAGUGCUCCGCGACAACAUCCAGGGCAUCACAAAGCCGGCCAUCCGCCGUCUGGCUCGUAGGGGCGGCGUGAAGAGAAUAAGCGGAUUGAUCUAUGAAGAGACACGUGGCGUGCUGAAGAUAUUCCUGGAGAACGUGAUCCGUGACGCCGUCACCUACACCGAGCACGCUCGCCGCAAAACAGUAACUGCCAUGGACGUGGUUUAUGCUCUCAAGAGGCAGGGCCGUACUCUUUACGGGUUCGGUGGUUGAUUUUAGUAUUAGGGUUUCUUUGUACAUUUCUCUUUAGAUCGAAUCUACCAGAUGUAAUGUUUUUUUCAGUAAAAUGGUAUUUUGUUUGAACAAUUCCUCUCUUUACUGUAUCUACCAGACUUUAUAAUAUUCAAUCUAACUGUUACCAAUGCUGCAACCAUAUGGUGUUUU